AUGUAUGUAUGCGAUUAUUCCUCUGACUUAACUGAUGAACGCAUGCUGGACUUGGAUCCUUCACCUCCACCUGACAGUAUUGAACAUGUGCCGGAUGCCAGAGACCCUUUGAUAUCAGAGCAUGUCAGCCUGGAAUUUCUGGGGCUCCAAAGUUAUGAAGUUAUUGGCAUGGAACAUCUCCGUAAAGGACCAGGGAUUAUUGUUUAUUAUCACGCAGUCGCUGCUAUUGACUAUUCAUUUCUUGUCGCUAAACUUUUUAAGGAGGCACAGAGAGAGUGCUUUUCAGUCAUUAAUAGCGGUAUAUAUCAGCUACCAGGGCUGAAGAUACUUUUUAAUUCCAUCAAUUUGAAAGAUUUCAAUAAAGCUGAAUGUGUGGAAAUUUUGAAGAAAGGCCAUUUACUGGGCAUUUCCCCUGGUGGAGGUAGAGAAUCAAACUUUAGUAAUGACUACAAUAUAAUGUGGGGUAACCGCACAGGUUUCGCUCGGGUAGCUUUGGAGGCAAAAGUGCCCAUCAUCCCUAUGUUUACCCAAAACGCUUGUGAAACAUUCAGGAACAUUGGAAAGUCAAGGCUGACAAGAUGGUUAUAUGAGAAAAAACGACUUAUCUGCCUUCCCAUAUAUGGGCCAUUUCCAGUGAAACUGAGGACAUAUAUUGGAGAACCCAUCCCAUAUGAUCCAAAUAUAACAGCUGCAGAGCUGGCUGAAAAAGCAAAGACUGCAAUUGAAAAUCUUCGGGAUAAAUACCAAAAAAGACCAGGAAAUAUCUUAAGAGCUCUUUCAGAACGAUUUGAUAAGCAUUACAAAGCUAACUAGUCCAUAUAAAACAGUUGCAGUGUUUCUGACAAGAUGUCUGUUAUAGGAAGCAUUAAUAAUUAUGUUAUUAAAGCUAA
This is a messenger RNA of Podarcis muralis (Common wall lizard), 890 nucleotides long. NCBI's taxonomy places the organism in Eukaryota, Metazoa, Chordata, Lepidosauria, Squamata, Lacertidae. The record is from RefSeq and is a predicted model, not a curated record.